AUGCCCUACACCACAGACCACAAACAACACCCAGCUAAACAGCUCCUAUUAAUAGCUAAGGACGCAUCUCUUGACCAAGUUGUUCAGUCGUCCACACGUAUAACAAAAUACACCAGUAACCUUAUUGACCUUUUCUUCACGAAGAACAUUACUCUCAUCAAUAAAUGUGAGACCAUCCCUGGGAUAGGCGACCACGAAGCCAUAUUCGUGGAUUCGAGUCUACACCCUAAGAAGGUGAAGAAACCGCCAAGAAAGGAUGAACUCCUGAUUUCUCUAGACAAAGGGAAACAACAUGAACUUGCCAUUCUGGACUUCAGCAAGGCGUUCGACAAAGUUCCACACCAGCGCCUGUUGACCAAGCUUCACCACUACGGCAUAAGCGGCCAGACCAUAGAGUGGAUCCGAGUCUUUCUGACCGACAGAACUCAUUGA
This is a messenger RNA of Dreissena polymorpha, 432 nucleotides long. RefSeq lists its product as uncharacterized. Lineage: Eukaryota; Metazoa; Mollusca; Bivalvia; Myida; Dreissenidae. The transcript has a single exon. The record is from RefSeq and is a predicted model, not a curated record. The coding region runs from base 1 to 432 and encodes 143 amino acids.